UACGGCAUAUACAUAUGCAGACAGUAGACAACACCGACCGAAUAUAGUGUUACUGAAAUAAUGUUGCUUCAUUUUAAAUCAUCUUAAGUGUACUCCUUUCCUAACAUUGUAUCCUCAAUAUUAAACAAUCUGUAAUGUUAGAAAUGCUAAGAUAUAAGUACUUCACGUAAUAACGAUUAUCCCUCCGCGAUCUCAUCGUACUAUUUUAUGAAGAGGGAACAAUGAUAUUUAUCUAAUACUACCUAAGAAAGGAAAAAUAAUCUGCGUUCUAAAUCGUUGAGGUAUCGUCUUUAUAUGUGUAUAGACCAGUAUCGUAAACGUGACAUCAUCUCUAAAUGCCAGUAUAAUUGUCUCCGUUGAAGGUGCAAAGUAUUAAAAAUGCCAAGCUCGUACUUAUACGCUAUUAAUAAUGAGGGUCGUGUAUUUGGAUUAUCAACGUCUGGAAAUAUGUGGAGAGAAUUCAUGUACCUAGGGCUUGAGUUCAAACAGCUCUCGGCUGUGCCUCAUUUCAUGUGGGCCAUAGGCGGAGAUAGACAAGUUUACGUACACGUACACGGUUUAGAUGUACCCAUAAGAAUCAAGGAAGAGAUAUAUGAAAACGAACGUUGGCUACCUUUAGAAGGAUUCAGUGGGAGAUUAUUGCCCACUGAUAGAUAUAACUUUUCUAAUCAAGAUGGUACAGUGGAUAGGAGCAGAGAAAAAGUAAGAUUACCUUCGAUGGCCUGGCAAUGGGAAGGAGACUGGCAAAUAGAGACAACAUUAGAUGGUCAACCGCUAGAUCACGAUGGAUGGACAUACGCAGUUGAUUUUCCAGCAACGUAUUCUACGAAAAAGCAAUGGAAAUCGUGUGUCAGGAGACGGAAAUGGGUUCGUUAUAGAAGAUACAGUGCCAUGAACUCAUGGUGUGCUAUUGCUCCACUUCACAAGGAUGCGACGAAGGAACCGUUUAUUGACAUAUCUGUGGGUGGAAAUCAAAUACCUGGAGGUAAUCCUGGAUGCCUAGUAGUCUGGGCAGUAACUGCUCACGGGAGGUUAAUGUUUCGCGUCGGAACGACUACAACGUGCCCCGAGGGUCAGAGGUGGAGCACGAUAAAGUUAACGAACGGACACGAGGUGUGUCAGAUCAGUGUCGGGAUGACUGGUCUCGUUUGGGCAGUAUUAAUGACUGGUAAAGCGAUUGUGCGUACGGGUGUUACCAGAGACAAUCCAAUGGGAGAAGAUUGGGUAGAAGUCGAUCCUCCUCAAAAAGAUUUGAAAUUAGUGCAAGUUAGCGUGGGUACGGAUGCCGUAUGGGCUGUAACGCACGAUGGAGAAGUAUGGUUUAGGAAAGGUGUGAAGGGCGAGAUGAGCGGAGUCUGCGAGCAAAUGGCUAGCGGCACUGGCUGGGUGGAAAUGAUGAGUAAAAUGUCUUUGGUAUCCGUUGCUCCUAACGAUCAGGUGUGGGCUGUUGGUCAUGAGGACAGAUGCCUGUAUUAUCGCAGUGGCAUCACUCAAUCCGAAUUAACGGGUAAAAAAUGGAGAUUAAUUAACGCACCUCUGCAGCUUAGUCGAGCGAGCAGUAACGCCAGUUUGUCGUCGUCGAAUAGACACAGUAUGUCUGGUACUCCACAGCAGCAGAGGCAUCAGAGUUGGGGAUCAUUGAAUCGACCGCACAGUACGAGCGAAGGAACCACGUUGAUCCGGGAAUGGGAAGAACAAUCUCGAUCCGCGCCUACGCCAACGUCUCUGAAAUUAUGGCAACGCGCGAACGAUGGCAAAAAUUCACAGCAAACAUCUUUUCAAGACAUAUAUUUGAGCGAAGAGAAGAAGAGGUCGUCGAAUUCGUUGGACAUGGGCGAUCUGACCGAGGCAAGCGUUGCAAACAUAACUAUAUCGAACGAGUCGUUGACUAAAUCUGGAGAGUCCAUAGUAGUCUCCGGAAAGGGGAUGGGAAACGUUGUCAAGAUCAAUCCAGCUGCGUGGAGUCCGGUUCACUCGGUGGGAUCUAUGGUUGGCGUUGAAGCUCAUCCUGAAACAGAUGGAUGUAUAUUUGAUCCGGAUUUGACCAGCGACUCCGGUGUCUACGGAGAAGACGAAAGUUCCGGUGGAAUAUACUGGGGUGAAUGCGAUGCUUUUUGGUGCAAGGUUGAAGCAGGAGCAUGUUACGUUGACUCUACCAAUCCACCGAAAUGGAUUGCGGAUAUGAACGGUGGAAGUCACGGAGAUAUAGGCGAACCGUGGAGGAUGUACAUUUUAGAAGAAUUGAAGAAGAGAUUGAAAAAUGUUCAAUUCGAGCCGGUAAAAUACGAGAAAGUAGUCGAAAAGUCGUCUUGGGUGAAGAACGGCGACGCAAAGUGUAAAGUUAAAGGGAGCAUCUCGUACGAUGAUUGCAUCAUUGAAUUAGAAUGGAUUAGUAGUGACAGUGGUUCCUUAGAUUCCGGAAUUUUUACUAUUUUAAAUUCAGACGGAGCGACAACAAUUUUGCAAUUUUCUGUGUCCGAGAUCAUGUCUGUGGUAUGCUGUAGCGAACCAGGUAAUCCGCGAAUAGCCAUUCAUACUCCCCGAAUGCCUCGUUCUAAAGUCGUUAGAUUGCAGUUUUCCAGUGACAGUGACAUGGAAGACUGGUUAGCUCAUUUAACUUCAGUAUCUUGUCAAUUGAAUAACGUUUACGGAAGACCGGGACCCAGUUCAAUUUGGACUACGACCGCGUUGGGAGACGUGUAUGUAUACGAUCCCGCUGCUACAGAAGAAAGUCAAUACAUCAAUGGUGCUUACGUCCAAGAAUUAGACGUUGCAGGAAAAGAAGUACCCUAUGAAUGUAUAUUACAGAACGGUUUCGGAUGUGGUAGUUCCUUAAAAAUUACGGUCUGCAUUCACGACGAUGCCGAGAGGCUUUCGUUUAAUCUCGUUUGUUACUCGACGAUGUCAAACGUAAAACAAAAGUCUGUGAUGGAGAGUCACGAUGUGGCGUUGCACUUUAAUCCGCGAUUAAAAGAGAAUAUAAUCGUACGAAACACAUAUCAGAACGGUCAGUGGGGCGAUGAAGAGAGGAAUGGGGGUAGCCCGUUAAAACCUGGCUCUGAUCUCACGUUAGAAAUUGUUUGCGAAACAAGAGGAUACAGAAUUUAUAUCGAUGAUACGGAAUUUGUUUUUUAUAGUCACAGAAUAUUACCGCAAAGUAUUACUCAUUUACGAAUCAAAGGAUUGAUGACAUUAUGUGGCAUACUUUACAAGUCGCCGUCUAUAAUCAUUGACCCGAUCACGAUGUUCUGGCGACAAAUGGGUGGUCAUUUAAAGAAAGUUGAAACUUGUGCUGUUGGUGUAACGUGGGGAAUAGGCUACGACAGUACGGCGAGAGUAUAUACCGGUGGAUGGGGCGGUUCAUUCUUAAAAGGAUUGGGUAGUAAUACAGGAAUAAACACAAUGACGGACACUCACAAUUAUUAUGUCUAUGAGAAUCAGCGCUGGAAUCCGGUAACCGGAUACACGUCUCAUGGUCUUCCAACGGAUCGUUACAUGUGGAGCGAUGCUACUGGUCGUCAAAAACGCACUCGGGAACUCACCAAGUUAUUGUCUAUGCACUGGCAUUGGGUGUCAGAUUGGAUAGUAGAUUUCCACACACCUGGAGGUGUCGACAGAGACGGCUGGCAAUACGCCACCGAUUUUCCUUUCCAGUAUCACGGUAAAAAACAAUUUACGGAUUACGUUAGGAGAAGACGGUGGUUUCGUAGAUGUCAAUUGACCACCUCCGGACCAUGGCAAGAAUUGGGAAACACAAAAUUACUUGAUGUCUCUUUAUAUGGGACUGGGAAACCCGGUACGGAUGCUCCCGUGUACAUAUGGGCGGUAGCUACCAACGGCGAAGCUUUGUUCAGGAGAGGAGUUUCAGAAUCUUGUCCAGUGGGAGUUUCGUGGGAACACAUCCCGAGCGACCAAGCUCUAGUCAGUAUUUCAUGCGGUCCAACAGGGCAAGUGUGGGCUGUUGGAAGAAACGGUUCUUCUUACUGGAGAUUAGGUAUUACUCCUGCGAAACCUACAGGAGUGCAAUGGCAAAACGUUGAACCGCCGACAAACGCUCAUUUAAAAUACAUCUCCGUCGGGAAGGACGUAGUCUGGGCUCUGGAUACGUCAGGCAAGCUACAUGUGCGCCGAGAAGUCCAGUUGAACGUUUUCCCGGAGGGAACGCAUUGGCAAACUCUUCCAGUGAUGCCCAACGAUCCUAUACACAUAGAAAUCCCUGAAAACUAUACGAAGCACCCCAAAAAGGCUACGUUUCUUGGAAAACUAUGCAGAGUGCCCCUAAAAACGAGCUCCGCGUUGGGAAACGCUGUUAUAGGAUCCGUUAAUUUAGAUACACUCUCUGAACCUUGUUCUAUAGAUAUGUCUGUAGUUAAUGCGAAGCAGGGCUUUCGUCAAGUUUCCGUUGCGAGAGAACCGGGCCAAGUGUGGGCCAUUUCGGGGUCUGGUAUACUUUGCCGUAGAAUAGGUAUUACCGAUGAGAAUCCAGCUGGAACUGGUUGGGCUACCGGCAUAGGGGCGAAUUGGCAGUACAUCAGUGUGGGAGCACUUGUAAAUAAGAGCAAAUGAAUUGCUGAAAGAAUCAUUUUAACUAUUACCACGUUGCUACCUAAUGCUCUAUCGCUUGAUUGCUACAUAUUUUACACAAAUAAUGAAAAGUCAACGUAUGAUAUAUGUGAGAUAUGUAUGCCCUAUCUAGAUAGUUUAUUAGCUUCUGCGAUCGAGAAAAUAUCGUGCUAAGAUAUAUUUAAUAAACAAAGAAACUGUUUUUAUCAAUCGGACAGAAAACAAUAUUAAUUGAACGUGUAAUGAAUUAAGGAUGUAUUGGCUAUACAAUCAAUCCCGAAAGUUUAUGCACUUU
Molecule: messenger RNA, 4858 nt
Organism: Ceratina calcarata
Lineage: Eukaryota; Metazoa; Arthropoda; Insecta; Hymenoptera; Apidae
Gene: Pex23
Product: tectonin beta-propeller repeat-containing peroxin 23
Exons: 25
Coding region: 379-4566 (1395 amino acids)
Cellular component (GO): membrane
Molecular function (GO): carbohydrate binding
Source: RefSeq, a predicted model, not a curated record